Molecule: messenger RNA, 1343 nt
Organism: Paramecium sonneborni
Lineage: Eukaryota; Ciliophora; Oligohymenophorea; Peniculida; Parameciidae
Source: the annotation of a GenBank genome assembly
AUCUUUUUAAUAAAAAAUGUGGUUUGGAUUUAAAAAAUAGAAUGAUAAUCAAAAUGGUUAAUAGGUUUAGUAAUUUGUGAGUCAUAGACAUAAGGCAGCACAUUAAUAAGGUGAGUAGAUGUAUAAAUAUGAAAUUAGGUGGUCUUAAUUUAUCAUUUGGUGAGGAUAAUUCUGAAACAUAGAAGGUGGCAGGAAGUGUGUUCAAAUAAUUGAGUGGGAAGAUAAUAAGUGGAAAUUUUGGAUCAUUGUUGUAAAUAAGUAAGCCAAUAGCUAUGUCAUUGGAUAUGAGUUUUUUACAUGGAGUAGCAUUGUAAGAUGAAUGAAUAUAAGGUUAGAGGACACACAUAUAGUAAUUUAUUAGAGAGAUGUAACAAAUUAUCAGGAUUGGAAUAGAUAAAAUAUAUAUCAGCUUAUUAAGUAAAAAGGAUGAUUAUUAAUAUGAUAGAUAUCAGGAUUACAUUGUAAUGGAGAGAUCACAAAAAUGAAAUCACCAUUAGAUCCAUUAGUAGGCGAGACAUUAUAAGUAAUAAUAAUAAUUUAUAUAUAAAUGUGUAUAGUUGGUAAAAGAAGAUGGUACAUAGUUUUAUGCAGAAUAGACUAGUUUUGAUCCACCAAUUUGUUAUUAUUACAUAUAAGGAAAUAAUUAUAAAAUAUAUGGAGAUGAUCGAUUAGAGAUACAAAUUCAUAAGACAGUGAAUUCUUUAACUGGAGUAUAGAAUGGUAAAUAGACGAUAGUAUUUGAAAAUGGAGCAAUUUAUAGAUGUACAUAGAGACCAACAAUGUAAGGAUUUAAAUAUUAAUAUAAAAGGGAGAUAACAGGAUUGAUGAUGGGAGAACGAGUAUUAAAUUGGCAAGGAAAGAUGAUAAUUGAAGGAUCUGGACUUAAAUCAGUUAUAACAUUUAAUUACAAUUGUGAAGGAAUGAUGUCUAAAAUCACAUCAUUUUUUAAAUCAACAGAAUAAGCUAAGAUUUAUGAUAUUGUAGAAGUAGAUAUCUUUUAAGUAGAGAUAGAUGAAAAUGGCAAGAAGACUGAGUAAUUUUGUAUAUUUAUUAUUUUUUAGAACUCUCUUAUAAUAAGGAAUUGGAUCAUGGUUAGAAGGUUUGAUAUUUGGAGAAGAGAAUGUAUGGUAAAUUGAUCAAGAAAAAAAGAAAUGGAUUUCACCUCAAGAGAUUUUAUAAUCUGAUACUACCAAAAGAGAUGAUCUCAUUUUUAUGAGAAAUCAAAGAAUGGAAGAUGCUUAAAAGUAUUCAUUUUCAUUUAUAUCCUUUUAUAGAGCUAAAUUACAAUUAGAAGAAUAGAAUUUUAAGGACAUUGAAAAUAGAAGAAAAAAAUAAUGAAUAUA